This is a messenger RNA of Macrosiphum euphorbiae (potato aphid), 468 nucleotides long. The record is from the annotation of a GenBank genome assembly. Lineage: Eukaryota; Metazoa; Arthropoda; Insecta; Hemiptera; Aphididae.
AUGCAAAAUAUCGUAGAACUCAGGUCCCCUGUAGAACAGGGAGGUGGUGAUCGCGCGCAAGGACAGGCUCGGGAGGUACCGUGCCAUUUCGUCCCCCUCACCGAGGACGACCUGAUAGUUUCUUAUAGUUUAUCUUAUAGACAUGACCCUGAUGUAAUAUUUGAAACGAUAUAUAAAGGAAAGAAUUUAAUAAUUAACAAGUAUAAUGAGAUUUCGAAUAAUAGGAUAUACACACAUUCAAUUGAACAGCGUGGUAAGAGGGAUAAUAAUGAAUUUGAGUCUUGGUACAAGGUAAGCUUAUUUGGAACUGAAGGAAUAGAUAUUGACAAAGUUAAGAACAACAUGGAUAGAGCUCUUAUAUUUUCGCGUAUAUUUCGAACUCAAGGCAGCAGAGCACAUAAAGAUAUGACGAGACAACGAACCACUAAUUUAUUCGGACGGAGACUUUCGAGAAUAUUACAGCAUUAA